GGAACCACACAAGGACGGGAUCAAAUCUAGUCGAAGGCUGACGAGCCAAAAGUCGCAAACCUCAGUUGCAAGUCACCGACGCACUAUAAACCCUCCCGACGCCAUGGAGUCUUACGCUCUCCAGAACUUUCCCCCGGCACACUCCACCAUCCACGUCGCCCUAUUCCACAAUGUCACGAACGCCCCGCAGAUAAGACAGCGCCUGAUAAAAGCUUCGCAAUAUCCCCCAGGAGAAGAAGGGGAUAAAGCUAGAGCAGAUGUUGAUUUUGGCUUUGUUGAGGGCGACCUGCUGGUGUCCAAGGAACACUUGCUUUCUGCUCUCCUUGCCACACUACUCUAUGCCUAUCCUUCUACUUCUCCAGCCCCUACCGACCCACCUUCGCUCUCCCCCCCCGACAUAUCCUCUCUCGCAUUGAAUAGCGAACAAGAUCGGGUACCAAAGACCCGUUCGCAUAAUCUUCACUCUGAAAUCCUUCUUUUGCUUUCUCCCAACAACAAUAUAUCAGAUUCCAUCAGACGGCACGGGUUAUCGGAAAAGACUACGAGGCUGGCUGUGGUCAAGUUUGGAAAGAGGGGACAAUCGUCGGAAGAAGUAUGGAAGGCGAUGGAGGACGUUGUGGAUGGGGAGUUGGUGGGGCUGGAGCGAGUCGGCGAAGGUGUAGAUUGGGGCAAGGUCGACAAGGUCUACAAGCUGUCCGAGCUGAACGCUCUCAAAACACCCGAUGUGAUAGAGAAGAAGAAGGCAGCGGUGGUGAGCACCGUUGCCGUCAAAAAUGUAAUCUAGGGCAUCACAUAUCAUUUCUGUAUGUACUCGCAUAAGCAUGAUCAUCCGAGAUAACGGCGGGUGGCUUGUUAUAUAGCCCACACCAUGGGCACGAUGCUGAUGAUCCAGUUCACGGAUCCUGUAACAGGGU
This is a messenger RNA of Cryptococcus amylolentus CBS 6039, 914 nucleotides long. RefSeq names its product EKC/KEOPS complex subunit CGI121. Bases 104 to 784 code for a protein of 226 amino acids. Gene Ontology annotation, cellular component: EKC/KEOPS complex; cytosol; nucleus. NCBI's taxonomy places the organism in Eukaryota, Fungi, Basidiomycota, Tremellomycetes, Tremellales, Cryptococcaceae. The transcript has 3 exons. The record is from RefSeq and is a predicted model, not a curated record. Gene Ontology annotation, biological process: telomere maintenance via recombination; tRNA threonylcarbamoyladenosine modification.